Python bivittatus (Burmese python) is the source of this 6262-nucleotide messenger RNA. It is a transcript of the gene RSPRY1, whose product is annotated as ring finger and SPRY domain containing 1. Gene Ontology annotation, molecular function: protein binding; ubiquitin-protein transferase activity. Gene Ontology annotation, cellular component: cytoplasm. The record is from RefSeq and is a predicted model, not a curated record. NCBI's taxonomy places the organism in Eukaryota, Metazoa, Chordata, Lepidosauria, Squamata, Pythonidae.
UGAAAGCGGGCGCGCCGGGCCUUUCCGCCGGGCCGCUGCUGAGGAGAAGCGAUGGGGCAAAGGGGCGGGAGGGCUGCUGUCGCCGCCGGGCCGCUGGCUUGAGGCCCUGAGGCGAAGCCAGGCUCCGUUUUCAUCGCUGGGCAACGGGCCGUGCCUGCGGGGAGCCCGGCCGAGCGGCUGGCGGGGAGCGAGGAGGAAACCGCCGCCGCGUAGAGAAGGGAGGAGCCCGCCUGGGGCGUCUUCGUCUGGGCAGCGCUCGGAGCCACGGGGGAGGCCUCCUUUUGGAUAACCAAUGAGUAUCACCAGUGAUGAUGUCAGAAAUUAAACCAACCAUUUCCUGUCCAUUCCAGUUUUCACAAACUUGUAUGAUGCAAAGACUACAAUUCAACAUCCAAAAAACAUUGCUUUUAAAACUGUCUAGAUGAUUGUUGUUGCCUUGGUUGUACUCUAUGCAAGCAGAAACCUUUUCCAAGGUUUACGGCUGACCUUUGAACAGCGUAUUCCCUGUUUGCUACAAACCUUGGGAGUUAGCAGCAUGGGCAAUUCCUGUGUUUGUCGAGAAGACAGUGGUGCAGAUGAGAGUACAGAAUCCAGGAAUCACCAGGCUGAGAACAGCAGAAUGCCUGUACCUGAAACAAGGAGCCAUCAGAGGGACCCAGUACGGCCCCCCCGGCGGGGGCGGGGGCCACAUGAACCCAGGAGGAAAAAACAUAAUGUUGAUGUGUUAGUACUUGACACACUGGCAGUAAUUCGGACACUAGUAGACAAUGAUCAGGAACCUCCUUAUUCGAUGAUGACCUUGCAUGAAAUGGCAGAAACAGAUGAAGGAUGGCUGGAAGUUGUCCAGUCUUUAAUAAGAGUUAUUCCAUUAGAAGACCCCUUGGGACCAGCUGUUAUAACUUUACUCUUGGAUGAGUGCCCAUUACCAACCAAAGAUGCAUUGCAGAAGUUGACAGAAAUACUAAACUUAAACGGAGCAGUGGCUCUCCAGGAUGCCUGUCAUCCUGCCAAGCAUCGGAAUACCACUGCAGUCCUGGGCUGUUUGGCAGAAAAGCUUGCAGGCCCUGCAAGUGUAGGUUUACUCAGCCAAGGAAUCUUGGAGUAUUUACUGCAGAGCUUGGAGUUCCAGUCCCAUCCAACAGUCAUGCUUUUUGCACUAAUAGCCCUGGAGAAGUUUGCACAAACAAGUGAGAAUAAAAUGACAGUUUCUGAUACCUGCAUCAGCGAUCAGCUUGUUUUGUUAGAGAAAUGGACCAAUAAUCCAGACUACUUAAAGCGCCAAGUUGGAUUCUGUGCCCAGUGGAGUUUAGACAAUUUAUUUUUGAAAGAAGGUAGACAGUUUACGUAUGAGAAAGUUGACUUGACCAAUAUUAAGGCCAUGCUGAACAGUAACGAUGUCAGUGAAUAUCUGAAGAUCUCGCCACAUGGGUUGGAGGCCCGAUGUGAUGCUUCAUCUUUUGAAAGUGUCCGAUGUACCUUCUGUGUAGACUCUGGAGCUUGGUACUAUGAAGUCACAGUCAUUACUUCUGGAGUGAUGCAGAUAGGAUGGGCUACUAAAGAAAGCAAGUUUCUCAAUCAUGAAGGUUAUGGUAUCGGGGAUGAUGAAUACUCCUGUGCUUAUGACGGCUGCCGGCAGCUGAUCUGGUAUAAUGCCAGAAGUAAACCACAUUCCCACCCAUGCUGGAAGGAAGGUGACACUAUAGGAUUUCUACUAGACCUACAAGAGAAAAAAAUGAUUUUUUAUUUAAAUGGGAACCAGCUUCCUGCUGAGAAGCAAGUGUUUUCGUCGGCUGUCUCUGGCUUCUUUGCUGCAGCUAGUUUCAUGUCCUAUCAACAAUGUGAGUUCAACUUUGGAGCAAAGCCUUUCAAAUACCCACCAUCUGCAAAAUUUAACACCUUUAAUGAUUAUGCAUUUCUGACAGCAGAAGAGAAAAUCAUUUUACCAAGACAUAGACGCCUGGCCUUGUUAAAGCAAGUGAGCAUACGAGAAAAUUGCUGUACACUUUGCUGUGACGAAAUAGCUGACACAGAACUCAGGCCAUGUGGACACAGUGAUCUCUGCAUGGAGUGUGCCUUGCAAUUAGAAACCUGCCCUUUGUGUCGGCAAGAAAUACAGACCCGUGUCCGACAGAUUGCUCACAUCUCAUGACACAGGGAGAACUGUCUCUUGUGGAUUUGCCUCUGAUCCAUUCCAUCCAGUGCCAGAAGAAAGGCAGCUCAAACCGAGGUCUGCCCCGCCCCACCUCAUUCCCCCACCAGAAGCCCAGCCUGAUCCUGUCACCAUGACCACAGAUGGAAGCCUGUUAAAUUGCUCCACAGCCUCAUAGUCGGGAUGCUUUCUUUUAGCAGUAAUGAAAGUUGGUGGUGAAAGCUGAGUUACCUGUUAAUUUAUCUUCAGCCAAGACUGUUGGAAAGGCCUUGAUUCCUUUCUCUGGUUAAUUUUUGCUUUUCCUUCCUAACUCCUCCUCCUUACACACUGAAGACUUUGCACUGGAAACAUAUAAUGCAUAAUCUCCUAAAAUGGGGACAUAUCUGUUUCCCAAAGCCUUUGUUUUGGCAGCCAUUAUGCAUUUUUAUUUUUAUUAUUUUGUCACUGUAGCUUCCUGCUGGUCAGAGUACACCCCUAUAUAUAUUUUGGACUGUUAGCAUGAAAAUGUUAGAGACUUGAAAUCUACAUGAAGAAACUGAUUUCUGAUGAAAAUUGGUUAUUUUCAUUCAUAGUAUUUCUAAUUCCUUCAGUUUCAGUAUCUACAAUUUUGUGAAAAGAAAACUAAUUUUCAGGAGGAAUUCUUAUAAAUGCAGCAACAGACUGGAGAUAGUUUGAUAUUCUAGGUAUUUUUAAGGUACCAUUGAUCAUUGCUUUUUUUAAAAAAUCUGUUCUUGCAAGUUCUGUACAUUUUGAAAAUACUGAGCUAUAGAUCUUAAGAUCUGGAAAGAACAUGGAGCAAAUGUGUUAAUAUUGUUUUGAAGAAAUACAUGUUUGAAUAGCAAAUAGCUUGAUUUGGUUAACUCCUAUUUAAGCAGAUUCUAACUAAUUUUUAUAUUAUGGAAAGUUUUCGGCUACAUAGUACUUCCGUAAAACAGUUGCAUCAAUCUUGCUCCUAGUUCCUUGUGGAUUUCUGAAGUAGCAGAACUUGUAAGAUAAUGCAAAGCCAUAUCAAAAUGUUCAUCCCAAGAUGAAGUAAGCUGUGGCCGACCUUGAGAGAGAGAGAGAGAGGGGAAAAAAUCUCAAAUCCACAAUUAACUAAUUCCUUUCUUAAGAUGAUUAACAUUACAGAUAAGCUUCUGAGACAAGAGCAGAAUAAAAUGUUACAAAAAGUGGCUGGAAUCAGGAAAGACUGAGGAGGAGAAAUUGCAUAACCCUGUUUUCAGUUUAUGGCAUGACACACCACUGCCACACUUCAUGCUAGCACAUUUAUUUUUGCAAAGGUCAGGGAUAUGCAACUGUUAUUGAAAUAAAAGUUGCACCCAUCUUUGCAGUUGCACCACAAAGAGGCCGAGGCCCAGAAAAAGAUUUUUAAAGUAGAUGGGGAGUGAAAAUUGAACACACAUUUAAUUAUUUAACUGUUAAUAUUUAACAGUUAGCAGCUCCCUGCCUCAAAACUGAUUCCCAGGUUUAAAAUUAGUAAUAUGUCAGGAAUAUUUUAUAAAAGAAAUUCUCAUGUACACGCCGACUCAUAUAAAGAAGAAGAGGUGAUCUAGGAGUUGCUGAUGGGCAAUAGAAUUGGGACUGAUGAGUACCUGAUACACAGACAUCAGCCUUUGUAGUUAGAAAGCUAUUCAGUAGGGCUCUGCAAAGCUGCUAAGAGGUGUUUUCAGUCUUCUGAGUGAAGCAGCCCUUCCAAAUUCUUUAAAAAGCAAUGUGGCCUCCUGCUUUUAGAUGCAGAGUAAAGCUGCCGCAUUGCUUCAUGUUACUUCUGUGCUUGCCUCCAACCCUUUCUAGUAGCUUGGAGAGGCUUCUGCGCAGCACACAGGCUAGAAGAAUGUGAUGCCCCUCACAGAGGCAAUCCGUGGCUGCCUUCCCCAGGCCAUGAAAUUUUUCACAUUGCAAAGCUGUAGUCUUUGCAGUGUCACAAGAUUCUUGCCUUGAGAGUCAGAAUGCACACAUCCUUGAAUACCACCCCAUCCAGUUUUAGUACCAUAAUGCUUCAGAUUUAAAUCUACUGAUCUGAAAAAGAGUCUUCAAUUUUCUGCUACCUGGGCAAGAUACUAAACACCUUGCAAGUGGUUCUGGUUUCUAGGUAGAUUUCAGCCUUGCAGUCAUCUUCAAGUAGAAGUGCCAGAUCCAAAGUUAAAAGCAGAUUGUGAUUGAGGAAGGGAAGUAGAAGGGAAAAAGAGGAAAUCAUUUGCUUCGAGAAAGUAGGGGGGAAAUCCCACUGGGUUUGCCUAACAUAGUUUUUUAUACCAUAUCCAUUUGCACUUUUUAAAAGAGGUGCAUUAAUGCCUUAGCAUGGAGAAAAUUAUCUAUGUGGUUGCUAGCAGUCAAAAACAACUUGAUGGUACGUGAUUAUUGCUUUAAAGCAUUUUAAUGCAUCACAUAGAUUCAAUGACAUACCUGCCCCUAAAAGAUGUCUACGCCUUCAUACCCUGCAGAGAAUUAUGGUUAGGAAGCAGUCCCAUUCCCAUCUUUGCCGUUUUUAUUUGCCACACGGAGACAUAGUUUCUCAGGUAUUGGAAGUCUCUUAUAAGAGGCCUGGGUAGGUUAAAAUGAGCAGCACCACCCUAGUCUUCAACAAGUGAUUACCAAGCCAAGCCAAAGCCAGCAUGCUGAUGUAUUUAAUAUCUAGUAGCUGCCUUAUAACCCUGUUCUUAAUGUUAAAACUAUUUUUUUUCCAGCUCUUUCCUUAGAGAUUAUGUGUAUUUUUAUUGUUGGCUGAAUUUUAAGUUUUCCUUCCAUCUUAAGAACUUAGAAGAACCUCCAGGUAUUGUAAGCAUGUGAUGUAGCUAAAAUUCAGUGUGGUGGCUUUGAUCCAUAUUUACAACUGCACUGCUAUCUUGGAAGACCGUUGCACAUUUUACCUUCCUGUAGCCUUUUUCUGCUCCUCAGCCACCUCAUGCCCAUUUCAUCUUGUUCAAGAGAGGGCCCUGAAGGACUGCAGCUGGAGGGACAAGAGUCAGGGGGAGAGGGAAAGCCAAGAGGAACAGAUCACCAUGAGAUGGGCAGAGGGCAAGAAUCUGAAGGAAUACUUAGAUCGUAUUGCUUCAAACACUAACUGUGAUUCUGCCAGAAAAGCCCUUCUCACUCGCUGUUUGGUCUCAAGCAUAGGCAUGAAAGUUGUAUAAUGUUUGCCAACAAACAUGCUCAGUUCUGCAAAAUCAGCAAGACCUUAUGGUAAAAAGAACAUCUUGAUAUUGUUAAGAACUCAUGCAUCGCAUUGCACUUCACGAACUUUCAGGUGCCCAAGACCUGUUUCUGCUGCAACAGAUUCACCUCUGUUAAGUCAUUCUUAGGGUUAAAAAAAUGCACUGGGCCAGAGGCCGCUUGAUGUGUGGUGUUACAUUGUGCUGUGCUGGGUGGGCAGAUUAAAAGGUGGGGCAGCAAGUUCAGGAAUGCAAGAGAUAAUUGUGCCUUUUGCAGAGAGCAGAAAUUGAAACAAGAUCCCAGCAAACCUGUAUAAAAAAGCAAAGCAGCACAACACUUCCAGCUGUUAAUGAACAGUGCAAGCUAGUUAAUGUACAAACUAAAAUUGCUCCUGCAAACAAUUGCUUUCUGUUGGGAAGAUUGCUCACCGCAGAAUAUUUGCACGUGCGCGGUUCUGCGCUGUGCAUUCAGUCAACAUUCGCCUUCUGAGUAGUCAGUGAUUCGACCUGAAUGAUAGCUACCUGGGUGAUGCAGAGCCUUUUCUCUCAGCUGUCUUCAAAAUAGAUGAUUGAUUCAUUCUGGUUUGGUUUCACACCUUUCUACUCAAUAUAAGACUCUGAGCUGCUUACGAUAAGUAAGGAAGAUAAAUACAAGUUUCAAAGCACAGGCUAUCAUGAUAAAUCUUGCAGUAUAGUUUAAAUGUUCAAUAUGUUCUUAAGCAAAUAAUUAAGAGCAAGGUUCAAAAACAUGAACACGUGCAGCAGCAAACAUAAAAAUGGAGGCAGUGCACUGCCAGUAGCCACCCAAGCGAUAAUUUGAUUUGAUUCUUUACAUUGGAUUCAGACGAAUAACGGGAUGGUCUGUCCCAAGAUGCUGAUGCGUUUCAUUAGCAUACAGUGGACCCAAAACAAAUGUGUAAAUAUUUACACAUCAUGCUAAGUAAGUAUGCAUGAUAUUUUU